GUGAUAUUUAGUGCGCGGAGUCGCAAAGUUUGGUCUGCAUUGCCUCGAGUUUGCAGACUGCUCCCUGGGCCUCAACUUGCCUCAUGACCAGUUCGCCUCAACUGCGCUGUGCAAUUGUCUGCAGAGCUCUGCUUCAGGCAUUCAUGAUUCAGCAAUCUUCUUUUCAAGGAUUUUCUUGUCUGAAGUAGGAGUAAGAAGUUCCUAGUCGUUUGGGAUUCAUCCAAAAUCAUUCAAUUUGAAACUAGACAGCGCUGAACAAAAAUGGCGACCACGAGUCAAGAUUGGCACACGCGCCCCACGAAUCCAAAGAACCCUGUGGUGUUCUUCGACGUGACCAUUGGUGGACAAGAUGCAGGGCGCAUCAAAAUGGAGCUGUUUGCGGACAUCGUUCCAAAAACUGCAGAAAAUUUCAGGCAAUUUUGCACAGGGGAGUAUCGGAAAAGUGGGAUUCCUGUAGGCUACAAGGGUUGCGCCUUCCAUCGGGUAAUUAAGGACUUCAUGAUACAAGGGGGCGACUUUGUGAAGGGAGACGGCAGCGGGUGCGUCUGCAUAUACGGAACCAAGUUCGACGACGAAAACUUCGUGGCCUCGCACACAGGACCCGGCUUGCUGUCGAUGGCCAACAGUGGACCCAACACAAAUGGAUGCCAGUUCUUUAUCACGUGUGCAAAAUCCGACUGGCUGGACAACAAGCACGUCGUCUUUGGGAGGGUGUUGGGGGAUGGCUUGCUGGUUGUACGAAAAAUAGAGAACGUUCAGUCUGGUGCGCAAAACAGACCCAAACUAGCAUGCGUUAUAUCAGAGUGUGGUGAAAUGUAGGACGAUGUGGGAGGAUGAUACUAGCUUGAUGCAUACAUGUUGCUUUCAUUUUUCAUGAUUAUAAAAAGAAAUGUCCCUAAAAGCUUGAAUCAGGUAAAGCACAUGCUCGCUCUUUGCUCAAUAUCAGGCAUUGAGUAUCAUUCAGUUCGCGAAGGUCUUAUACUACAGAACCUUGUGAGGGUUUGAUCCGAUCUGACGUACCUAUGCAGGCCAGAAGUUUUGAUGGAUUUCGAGUCUUGUUCGUCACAAGUAAAACUUGUUGAAUCUGUUCGCAGCUAGGUAGCUCUGAUUUGCGCUGGCAUGUUUCCAGCAUCCAGCGAUUGCUCAUGAGAAGCUGGCACUCCGAUACGUACUGCGGCGGCACAAAUCGUGGUACCUACAUAUAUACGAUUACCGAGUUGCACGCCGUGUUCAAUUGUAGAACUCUGGCACCGUUGAUCUGCAUAGGUUCGAUGCAGGGAUCAUCCUUCGUCCUUCUGAGCAGCCAUCUUAAUAUACAAGAUUAUCUAGUCGGACAGGCUUCAGCAUUCCAUGACGCCGUGUCUUCUGGCCGGCGAGCCAGCGCUAGCCCGGUGGCCGUAGUCAGGCGCUCUAAGUACUAGGUAGCUCUAGGACUACAGUCGUUUGCAUGUGCGCUAAAUUGAAAUGAAGUUCGUCAACAUCGAUAGCUGCCAUGGACGUGAGAUAUCUUAUUCAAAAGCUUGCGUGCCCAC
Molecule: messenger RNA, 1532 nt
Organism: Klebsormidium nitens
Lineage: Eukaryota; Viridiplantae; Streptophyta; Klebsormidiophyceae; Klebsormidiales; Klebsormidiaceae
Source: the annotation of a GenBank genome assembly